This is a messenger RNA of Patella vulgata (common limpet), 4882 nucleotides long. Its product is annotated as kelch-like protein 24. Gene Ontology annotation, molecular function: protein binding. The transcript is spliced from 2 exons. The record is from RefSeq and is a predicted model, not a curated record. NCBI's taxonomy places the organism in Eukaryota, Metazoa, Mollusca, Gastropoda, Patellidae. Bases 260 to 2284 code for a protein of 674 amino acids.
UGAGGACUAUAUAAGAAGAUAUAUUUGGUUUACUUGAACAAUAAACGGGCGCACCAUCAUGAUAUUAGCUUGAUUAAUAUCUUUUAUGAAAAUUUAUGACGCAAUAUUUGUUGUGACAACUAUUUUGGGAAUUCCCCUAUUGUUCUCGAUCAAAAAGUUCGUUGGUUAAAUUCCCGUGAAACCAUCCAGUCUUUGAAAUCGAGACUAACUUCAGAGAAACUGAAAGUAAAUUUCUUCCUCUCCACAAAGAAGACAGAAAAUGGCUGAAUGUAGAAGAAUGCUACAAGAACAUGAUGUCAAGCAGGAAGAUAUUAGUUUUGACGAAGAUUCGGAAUUUACCGGAUUAGAAAUGGACGAAGCAAUCGAGGAAGCAAUGCCGUCUUUGCCUAUUCCAAAAUCCGCUGCAUCUGAUGUCACUUCAGAUUCAGAUUCAAGCAGCGUAUACGAUAGUUCCUCUGAAUCAGGAAAUGAGACAAAUACAAUGUUAGAAACCAAAGGGAAGUACCAAACCAACACGGCCCUGUGUCUUCAACACGGUCUAGCUGAUCUCUACAUUAAUAAUCAGAUGUGCGAUCUUGAUGUGAAGGUCGACCGGAAGGUCUUUCAUUGCCAUCGCGUUGUUUUAUCGGCUGUGUCAAAUUAUUUCAGGACCAUGUUUGAAUCAGGAAUGAAGGAAGCCAACAGUAACAGCAUUACUUUGAACUCAAUCAGUUCCAUGUGUUUUAAGAGUAUCUUAGAUUUUUUGUAUUGUGGUUUUGAUAUUUUUAACAUGGACACUGUAGAGGAAGUCCUGGAAGCAUCAAUUCUUCUGCAGAUGAGGAACCUCGAGGAAGGGUGCAUCAAGUUCAUGGCGUCAAAUCUCGGCACAAACAAUUGUUUGGAUAUUUGGAAACUUUGUGAAAGACACAACUGUCGAGAUCUCGCUAAAAAGGCACGAAAUAUGGCAUUGGCACAGUUUGAAAAAGUAAUGACCGAUACUGAUCUGGUCCGUCUCGAACAAGACGUUCUAGUCAGCCUUCUUCAAGACCGAGACUUAAAGUUCAGCAGUGAAGAUGUAUUGUCAGACGCGAUUAUGACUUGGGUGGAAUCUGAUCCUGAAAACAGAUCCGGGUCCUUGAUGAUGUUAUUUAAAUACAUUUGUUUACCGGAAGUAAGUGGCGAAUUCCUUUAUAAGCGACUCUUGCACAAUGACCUUAUUAAAGACAACCCAAUAAUCAAACAAAAAGUGGAUGACGCACUCAUGUGUCACCUGAUACCAACCGAGAAGGAUAAUGUCAUGAUGAAGCAAACUACUUUACGCAGUCAAGGAAGAUAUCGACGAGUUUUGUUGGUAAUAGGCGGAAAUAUAACCGAAGAUGACAUCUUAAGGAAUGUCUCGUGUUGGGAUGAGGUGACGGAAUGCUGGUACAGUCUUCAAUCAGUGCCUCAUCAUAUUGGAGAAGACUUUGCAUCCUGCUUUUUGGAUAAUAAUAUAUAUCUCGCUGGUGGUUCGAGAGCACUUGAUCAAGCCGUCUGGUACAAUCCACAGGAAAAUGAUUGGCACUCGCUUCCGAAUUUAAAUCAUGGGAGAGAGGGACACUCAAUGAUAGCCGUUGAUAAAUGCAUCUACAUCCUUGGUGGUCGAAGUUUCAAACGAAAAACGACUAAUAAGCUUGUAGCAGAGAUUGAAAGGUAUCAUCCAGGCUCCGAAGCGUGGGGUAUUGUUGGCGAGCUUGCUCAACCGAUUGAAUUAUUUGCGGUGGGUUCAGUCGAUUCAAGAAUAUUUACAUAUGGUGGAUUUGAUGAGAACGGUCCCACCACAAAUAUUAACUGCUUUGAUAUAUCAACCAAAACCUGUUGCAUUAUUUUUACCAUGCCCAUUGUUGAACGUUGUCUCAAAUCAGUUCAGUUGCAACCAGACAAGGUACUGCUUGUAUCUGGAACUGGCAACGUUUCAGUGCACACCGGCGGUGAUACUUUCGAGACUUGCUUCAAGUUGCAAACUUUUAAUAGAGAGAGAUUUGGAUUGACGAUAGACGGUGAUAGUAUUACCGUCGUUGGGGGAAUCGGAGCAGGCGUGCGGUCGGAAAAGAUUGAAAAUCUCUGCAUCCAAAACAAAAGGUUAGUCUCAAGGGCGAAUCUUUAUAUUCCGAUGGAUGGUCUACAAGCCCACUCUGUUGUUUUGGCAACAGAGCACUUAUUGCAACACGGCAUGAGCAUCGGGGAACCCGAUUUCGUUGCUUUGAAUAUACCAGUAUCACCAAAAGCAGAUAUGAAGCCGAAGAGAGUUGUUAAACGAGUAUGAUCAAUUUGAUUCGCUGGAGUUGGAGAACAAUAGCAUAAUUAAAAAAAGGAAUACAGUUUUUAAUCAUUUCUUAGAACCGAUUGCUCUUCUGCUGGUAGACUCAAGCUACAGUCUGACUUACCUCGAUCGCCACAACCUAAAUUGUGUCAGUUGACUACGACGAAUUAAAGUCAUUUACCAUAUUCUUAGAAGUCUUUGUAACUAAUGUCCAGGGCUUGAAUUGGAUAUAGACGUUUCCACAUGAUGAAUAUUAUGUUUAUAUGAAUAUUAGCUCACUAUAUUCUAAAAAUAGAUAACAAUGAGAGACACAAAAUUAAAUAUUGCAUCCGUGGCGGUACCACAUCCAGGAAGUGUCGUUAGGAAUGAUAGUCCCGAAAUGACAUAUUUUGUGUUGAGUGGACGUUAAACCCCAUUUCUCUCUCUCCUUUAGGAACGAGUAGAAACACCAUUAACAUUAAACAAUGAAUUUCGAUAGACAAAAUAAAUAAAGUUGACCUAUUUAUUUAGACAAUGGGAGACUGUGUUGCAAAGUCAAAUGGUAUUGAUGUCACCACUAAUGUAUUCAUUAAUUAGGGUAGCUCAUUAACAGUAGAACCUAGAAUUCUAUGUCCACAGGGGGGGGUUGGAUGGCUGAAUGGUUAGCGUGCGCGCGCUGUAUCAUAAAGUCUGUCAUUGAGUCGACUGGCGUGGUUUCGAAUCCCCGGUUGUACGUGACAAGGAGUAUGGUCGCCUGUCCAACCUCGUGGGUUUUCUCCGGGUCCUCCCGUUUCCUCCCACUGCUAAAGACCCCUAUGCGCAAGCGAAUUAUUGAAAUAAAAUUAAACCAUAUGUUAGUCCCGAAAUGACCUAGUUUGUGUCGAGUGGACGUUAAACCCCAUUUCUCUCUCUCUCUCUCUCUCUCUCUCUCUCUCUAUGUCCACAUAUACAGUUGGUUAUUACAGUCGAAUUUGUCUCCAACAUUGGACUAAAUAAAUAUGCCCUUUAACUCAUUCUACAUUCGAUGUUAAAACGCACAACUAGAUGUGUUUGGAAGUCAGACCGUAGUAGAUUUAGUUUAGCAAAUUCAAGCUUUCUUUUAAUUAUUGGUAGUUCAUUUUGAUAGUUAAGAUUUGUUAUAAUUAUAACCUAGCCAUUUUAUAGUUUUCAUUCUUUAUUAAAAAUACAUUAUGGGAGAUUAGAUAAAGAGCUGACCGUUCUCACUAUAAUAGUUAAAAACUAGAUGAUGCAAAGGGAACUUGCUAAAAAUAUCAGUCAAAUUGCUCCACUCUGAACUCAGAAUUUAGCGAUUGAAUUUUAGUCCUAGCCUCGAUCAUCAUUACUAAAGUCGGGACGAUAAAAAAAACAUAGUCACGAUUAUCCAUUUUUUUUUACAUUUAAUCAUCAGUGAGCGUUGAGCAGCAGGUCAGAUUCUAAUCCAGUAGAUAUCACAGGCUAGCGACGAUAUCGGUAGUUGAUUAUGGUCUUGAUAAGUUAAUUAAUGUCUAAUUAAUAAUUAAGAUAACAUUUCAGGCCUUAAGAAAGAACUACAAUUGACAGAUUUAGCUCCUCCAUAAUGUAUGUUUAAUACCAUUUAUAAUAAUAUAUGUUUAAUUGUUAUCUCCUCAUUUAUAGUUUUCAUUCUUUAUUUGUUAAAAUUAUAGCGUCUUUUUUUGUUGAAUUCCAUUUAUAUAUUUAUUUGUCUUGUAUAGAUCCGAGGAAGACGUUGUCCGACAAACAAAUUAAUGCGCUCUUCAAUUUGAAUUAAAGUUCAAAACAAUUAAUUUGAAAUAUUCUGGUGCACAUUCUAGUUCAAAUUGAUAAGCUAUAACCUAGACAAUAGAGAUUUCUGGCAAGUGGAAAUUUCCCCAUCCGUAUCACGUAUCCGUAUCGUCAUGAUAUGGAUGUGUGAUACUUUGCGUCAAUGUAUUUUCAGAGUUUUGGCAGAUUUCGACUCGACAGCAAUUUUUGGUUUCAGAAAGUUUAUAAUCCUAUAUACCAUGGAAUCCCAUCAUUUACAGAUUUGCAAUGUCCCACCUCCCUAAAUUUAGCACGUAGAUCAACCAGCAUGUAGACAGACAAUCUUUGUCAUCGUUAAAAUCACAUCAAAUAUACACCUUGUUGUAGGAUACACAUAGAUUCAUAAAAACGCUAUGGCACAACAUUUCAGCGUCUAAAAGUGCUAAAAACCGAAAAGACGACGAUGUUAUACGGACAUUUUCCGUAUGAAAGUUAUUCGAUGCGUUCUGCCGUAUCCAUGUGGGGAAUCCCAUAUGAGAAAUACACACACAUUGAUGACGUCACACGCAUAAUCGAUACGGAUACGGACUAGGAAUUUACGCUCGCCAAAAGUCUCUAUUGUCCAAACAUAAUCCGUGACUCGGAUACUGAAGGAUAAACGUUACCGGUGCAGUAAUGGUCGAUCCCCAACUCUGUUUUGCAUUAAUGCUGGUAUAUGUAAGCCCAAUCUAUGUUGCCAAUUAGCUCCAUUAUUUAAUUAAUUUAUUAAUAAUCGUUUUAUAUUGUUUUAAUUGUUUUAGGUGUACAAGAAUGAUACAUCUGUAUUGUUUUCAAAUACGUUGCUAUGAGCAGCACGCCAUUUUAAUUAAAUAUGUUUCAGUA